AUGACUCGCAAAAGCAAAACAUCUCCAUCUAAAACUGUAUCUCCAACAACUGCUGACAUGCUCAGUUAUACAUUAGAAACCAAUACCAACGAAAGUGUUAUGUCGACACAUUGCAUGAGCCUAUCUUUGGUUCUAGAAGGUACCCCACCUGGUUCAGGAGAACUAACUCUAUUGGCUAUUUUUAAUGGACUCGUUGUACUAGAAGGAAAGUGGAAUGAUAAGGCGGUUUUGGAAUCUUCAUCCCUUCCCAUGAUUCUGAAUGAUGCACAUACUCAAACGAUGAUCACAUGCUCACCUCUAGUCUUGUUGCUGCGUGGAUCAGGAGGAAAAGCUUCGAAAGAUCCAGAUCCUUUUACCCAUCCUGAAAACCGUGCUGGAGCAAGUGUAGAUUUAUUUCCACUUUUAAUAGGAGAGACGGAAGUAAUAGUUGCAUCUCAAUUAGUUUUAAUACAAUCAGGAGAAUUAACCAACUGUUGGGUAAAUGUUCAUGCCGUGUCGCCAGACAAGCAAGAACUUGGUCUGGUCCCACUAGUCCUCACUAUGAUGUCAGCGCAUUGUUUACCUGUACCAAAGGACGGUACAGUAUACUUGAGUGCCAUAGGUUUAAAUGAUAUACACACACCUAAAGCUAUAAAUUUCAAAAUGUCUCUAAGUAACCCUAGUGCCCAAAAGAUUGUAUUUGCAGAGGUCAGUACAGCCGGUUACGCGGCCAAUACGGCAAUGAACGUCAUCAAUGACGACAAGUUUAUCCCCGAUGACCUAACGCCUAGGGACAAAAAAACCUGUCGUGCUUGCUACUGGAACGCUAUGCAACGUGUGUUAGUAGACGCUGAGUUGCUUCAGCAACGACUCGCUACCCCUUUUAUGAUUGAAGUCGCUGGAGUGGGAAGAGGUGGCAAAACUGACGUUCGGGGACGCUAUAUGGGGUUAGUUGACGCACGAGUGUUGUUAGAACCAGGCCAGAUGGGAGUUACAGUUUGUUCCAAGUUGUUGCUUUUUAACGAAACUAAUACCCCUGACAAUAUCGGUGCACUAUUGGACCUUCCCCCUACAAGUGCAAAAGCCAGUGCCCGUGCCGAUGCUGACAAUGUUGUGGAUGAGUUUGAUCACCCUGCUUAUGUAGUUAUAAGAUUUGAUUUAACAGAGCCUUUGGUUCCUAAAACAAAAUUAGAAACUCUCUUCGAAACAAUGGGGUUUCCCCCACCUGAAAACCCUGACAUCGCGAGUGAACAUACAGAUUCAGAAAUUGUACCGGUUCAGGCUAUUGUCGAUGUAAAUAACAUAAGAGUAGAAGGUGGUGCUCUAGCUGUGCACAAAGAACUCCUCGGAUUGGCUUGUAAGGGUAUUGUUUCAAUGAAUCAAGGAAUUAAACGAACUGCUGCAAAUCGUUUGCUAAUGCGUGUUAGAUCCAUGCUCAAAAGCUUCCCCCCGGGAGAAUGUUCCUAUUUAGACUGGCAGGAAACAGUGAUGCGACAACACUCUGCAAGCAGGCGUGCAGUCACGGCAUCUUUUGCUCCUCAACCACCACCACCUCGACUUCCUGAUAAGGUGGCUGCAUCGAGAUGUCGAAUUGCCGGAGAUACAAGAAUAGCUGACAGACACAUUCAGUCUAAUUUAAAAGUGGCGGGAAAUCACCCAAGAUCGUUAAUUGCCAAGGCUUUACGUUGCUUAGAAGAUCGUAACGAUCUUGAUGCAAAAAAUUACUUACUCGAAGCUUUGAGGAUUCAGAAUAGGAAUAGAUACUUACUUUGGAUUUUUGGCGGGUUAGAAUUUAAUCAAGAAGGUGAUGGCGCAGAUAUAGCGGGUGCAGCCCUACGUAUUGCUGUAAAGGGUGAUUAUUCUGAUGGUACGGCAAAUGCUAUUGGGUGGGCAGCACUGCAUGCUUUCCAUCAUCACAAUGGGAAUAUUUACGCCGCAUUUGUAGCUGCAAAGAAAAUGAGAAAAGCUUUUUCUUUACCUAUGGACUGGGAUAAGAUUUUAGAGCGAUGGACUGAAACAAGCGGAGAGGAAGAAAUAUAUUGGUUGCCUGCAGUUAUAGGACCUGAUAACCCCAUGAUGCUUGCUGCUGCAUUUUUCCUCUGUCUUCGAUGCUACAAAUUUUCUGAAAGACUCUUACAUUGCGUGGAGGAGGGCUGUGCAAGCCGCGGCAGUACGCAACUUAAAUCUAUGAUUACACUUGAUGUGUAUUAUUUACGCGCAGCCUCACUUCUUCUGAGGCGCGAGCUAGACUCUGCCUUAGAAAUGACCAUGGAUGGAAUAAUUAAAUUCGGGCCUGCUCCUAUUAUGUCUCAAAUGCGAGCAACGUGUUUGACUCGAAUUCGAAAUUGGGAUCACGAAUGUGAACUUGCACUGCGGGGUGCUGAAAAGGCUGGAUCUGCGCUCUGCUCUUCGCUGUUGUAUACAGCAGGAUUAUCGAGUUUCAGGGAUGAUCCUGCUAUGGCUCUGCAGAGGGUAGCUCGUGCUCACAAGGCGACGCCUUCGCCUUACACAGCUCUGCUGAUUGGCCGAAUUUACUGUUGGUUGGGUGACGAAUUUCGCGCUGAACGUUGGAUAGCCGCUGCCGUGAACGUGGAACCUUUGCUGGCAGACGGGUGGGCAAUGCUGGCUUUAAUGGCGAUGUACGACAGGCAAAAGGAUAAAGCAAGACUGAUGUUGCGAACAGCGAGGCAGGUUGGGCCGGUGAGUCCAGAUAUAGAAGAAGAGAUAAAAAAACUGAUGGAUAUCGUGAAAAUAGAGCAAAUGCCAGACCACCUCGUCAAGAAUCUUUGUCUUUGCGAAUAUUAUUGAUAUUUUAUUGUUAGUACCUAAUUUAUUUUGGU
This is a messenger RNA of Helicoverpa zea (corn earworm), 2819 nucleotides long. RefSeq lists its product as uncharacterized. Gene Ontology annotation, molecular function: protein binding. The transcript has a single exon. The coding region runs from base 1 to 2787 and encodes 928 amino acids. NCBI's taxonomy places the organism in Eukaryota, Metazoa, Arthropoda, Insecta, Lepidoptera, Noctuidae. The record is from RefSeq and is a predicted model, not a curated record.